UCCAGUUAUUUCCUUAGAAGCGCGCAGGAGAGAGGGGUGGUCUGUAGUAUUUAAAAAAAUAGUAUUUAUUGUGGUUGUAUACAGAGCAAAGAUCAUCCCUCCUAUUUAUAAACUGUAAAAAAAAACAACUAAUUAGAUUUGUUUUAAAUCAUAGUUAAAAAGCUCCCGAAAACAAGAGUGCCAACAUACCUAGUUGCGGCUAUAUAAACUUUUCCGUAGCUGGUAUUAAGUUACACCGGUUUUAAAAGUUUCGUGUUUUACGAGCCUCUUGGGUUUUGUUUUGAACUGAGAGCUCAGGCGGUGAUCCAGAGCAGCCCGAACCGGACCGGGACCGCCGCAGGAGGGGUUGCCUUUGUUGCGCCGCGCAGUUGACUGGUUGACGAUCAGAGACCAUGGAGUACAAGGUCGAGGCGCACCGGAUCAUGAGCAUCUCCUUGGGGAAGAUCUACAACUCCCGGGUGCAGAGAGGCGGAAUCAAGCUGCACAAAAACCUGCUGGUGUCCUUGGUCCUCCGGAGCGCCCGGCAGGUCUAUCUCAGUGAGUACUACCAGGGUGUCUGCCUUAACGCCCAGCACAUGGACACGGCGCCGCAGUGGGGAGAGGGGGCGAUCGUGGACUCUACCCAGGACAAAGCCGGCUCCGAUCCGGCGGGGAGCGCACAGGGAUCCCCGGACAGCGGCUCUACGCUCCCGCCCGAGAGCUCCCACCCACUGCCCGCUGCAACUGCCCUGGAAAGCCCCGCCGCUGGCCGGCAACCCGAAACCGCAGAGCCUGGCGAGCAGAGCGCCCCCAGCGCGCCCUCCUCACCCGCCUGCUGCUGCCGCCCGACCGGGGAGCCGCUGGGGGAGCCUGUCCCGGCGCCGGCGGACUUGCCGUGUGCCCCAGUCGCGCCAUUCCCUGCCCGCAGCCACGGCGCUGAAACGCCGCCCUACAAGGAAGCGACACCCCCCGAAGAAGGCGCGGGCGGCUGCGGGGAAGCAGAAGUCAAGGGUGGCGAGAGUGAGUCAUCCGAAACCAGAUUAAAUCACUCGGCGGCCGCUUCCUGCUGUAGGAAGAGAAGUGCCGAGAAGGCGCCCCACGCCGAGUCCCCCGUCAAAAAAACCAAGCAGACCUCCCCCAGCGAAGAGGCCGAGCGAGAGGAAGAAAUGGACACUAGCAACGUUUCCAGUUUAAUCACCAUCUUCGGCUCCAGCUUCUCGGGGCUGCUGAGCAAAGACAGCGCGCCGCAGGCGGAGCCCCCCGCCGGGGACAGCGACUCCGCCUCGGGGCAGAUCUGCUGCGAGCAGAUGCUCAAGAACAUGAACCCCUGGAGCACGGCGAUCGUGGCGUUUUAAUGCCACGGAGGGUCACCUGGCCGGUGUGGAAAUGUGUUGAGGGAUCUGUCGUGAAGCUGUGACCAGGCGGGCGCGCCAUCGCCUCCCCCCUGCCCGAGAGGCUGGGCCCCCUCUCUGUGCCCGACCACGUGGAGAGCGGCGUGGGGCUUUCCCGAGCCGCGCGGAGAUGUUUCCACUCGCGUUAUGUCGGGGCAUGCCUGAAUCGGGCUGUAGACUGUGAACUGGUGCUGGUCCUGACGCAGGGAUUAAUAAAGUGGACGCGAUCUCGAGUGGAAGGGGUCGUUUAAUUGGAUCGGGAUGUACGUUUUAGCUGGAAAAGUGUGUUCAGAGAUUUCCUCGCCCCUUUGGUAACUUUGCACUUUUAUUUCGAUUAACUGUUUUACAGCCCUUGAAACGAUCCCGGAAUUAAACGCUGUCGUUCAUUGCGGAAGUCCCGGUUCAAGGAAUUAAAAACCUCAAAGAAUAGUAUGUGGCGAGCUGUUACUAUUUCACAUGUAUUACUUGAUCAAAGAAUCGGUGCUAAACUCAUUUGUAGCCACAUGUUUUAAAGGCGAGGUCCUAGGGAUGUUGAAAGUCUUUGUUUUAUAAAGACCUGUAUAUAUUUGUAUGUUUUUUUUGUACAGACCAUUCUUUUCUUCCUGAAUCUGUAUUUUGGUAUUUGCGCUUCAUUAUGGAUUUUAUUUGCGUGUUACACACGUAUUAAAACCUUUUUGAACAUGAAA
Messenger RNA from Lepisosteus oculatus (spotted gar), 2056 nucleotides. RefSeq names its product immediate early response 5 (gene ier5). The record is from RefSeq and is a predicted model, not a curated record. NCBI's taxonomy places the organism in Eukaryota, Metazoa, Chordata, Actinopteri, Semionotiformes, Lepisosteidae.